AUGAACUUCCGAUUGUACGUCGUUUUGUUCGUCGCUCUUUUCGCCGUCGCCCUUUCGCAGGUACGCCCACGCGUUUUUCUUUUUCGGUCAGAAAAAGUUCGACGUCUUACGGUAGAAAUCCGCGUUAAUCUAUGGUCCGUUUCUCGCGUGAAUGCUCGCCUAAUCGGCGGUAAUCCCCGCUCUUCCCAUUUCUUUUCUCAAAUCUCCCAUUCCCUUUAUUUGCCAAUUUUCAAUCGGAAUCGGCACGUUUCAGCUGCUCACACGGGCGGCUGUUUCGCAGAAAUUGGAAGGAGAUUUGCAUUCGGCACUCGAAUAUUCUAUUUAUUUUGAAACUGAAACGCGACGAAAGAGGGGACGUUUCGCAACCACAUAAUGCUCGGUUGUGAAACGAAAUGUCCUUGACGUUACUAAACGGACUGUUAUUAACCGCUUAGUCACUGCAAAAAAAAUGGAAAUGGAAAUGACAUGUGUCACAGCUGAAAAAACACGGUUCCUUCUUCUUCUUCUUCUUUUUUUCCGUUGCAAAGACACCUCGUGAUUCCUUCGCCUGCUCCCACGUCAUCAGAGGAUGCUCGGAAGCAUCCCGGAACAUUCUCUGGGCAACAAGAAAUCUUGACGCUCCGGAUGUUUACAUCUGGGCUCCACAAACAAAGGGUUCAAUUAAUUUUAAUAACCGCCUUCCCUUUGCGCGCGCGCGCGAUCUUUGGCGUGGGAUCCGUGGGAGACAGUGAAGCCGUUUGUGAUCUUGAUGUCAGAAGAAAGGACAGAGGAAGAAGCCGUGAAUUACGUGGGCGGAGACACUUCCGUUUGCUUGAAUACUGAAAUAUUCAAAGACACUUCUUUUUUUACGUUAAAUUUCCUUUGUCCCAUUUACGACUCCUUCGGGGAAGCCAAAGAAUGACGAAGUCUAAACAAAGAAGAUUUCAGAACCAGUACUGGGAGGAGGAGGCCGCCGCCGCCCCGUUCGACGUGCAGGAUCAGCGAUUCUUCGUGCCGAUUCUCUCCGAUAAGGUUGGGAAUUGAUCGAGAUCGAUUUCAGCCGAAUCAAUGCUUUCAGAGAUCGAUCGACCAAAAGAUCCGAAGCCUGAAGGAGCGCACGGCGAACGGUCAAUUCAAAGGAAUCCUGUUCGGCAGGAAGAAGUAG
Molecule: messenger RNA, 1144 nt
Organism: Caenorhabditis sp. 36 PRJEB53466
Lineage: Eukaryota; Metazoa; Nematoda; Chromadorea; Rhabditida; Rhabditidae
Source: the annotation of a GenBank genome assembly